This is a messenger RNA of Ustilago hordei, 672 nucleotides long. RefSeq lists its product as uncharacterized. The transcript is spliced from 2 exons. The coding region runs from base 1 to 672 and encodes 223 amino acids. The record is from RefSeq and is a predicted model, not a curated record. NCBI's taxonomy places the organism in Eukaryota, Fungi, Basidiomycota, Ustilaginomycetes, Ustilaginales, Ustilaginaceae.
AUGGCCCCAUGCUUUGAAUUGUUCUCAAUGCUCUCGAUUACCCUCAUUGCACUCACUUCUCUCCAGACCUUUCCUGCAGUUUUGUCUGCAAAGAUGCCUCAAUGGGGCGGCCCCGGCCCGCAGGUAACACAAGAUUUGGAUCGAUCGCCAUCAGCUCGACCACUUACGCAGGAGAUCCCCCCUUUGCAGGAUUAUGAUUGCACCUUGACACCUUUGCAGAUCGAUGCCGAAAAGUACAAAGCCCGAUGUCUUCCUGGGAAAGGGCCUUGCUUCACUCAUAAAGGUGAUGGCUCACUCAAGGCCACAAACAUCGAACCGUGGCUCGAACCACUCAACAUGACACAAGAGAUCUUGCUCAUGGACGAAACUGCUAGAGAUUUCACCGUACGCGACCCCUCGACACCGUUCGAGAUCACUUAUCUGGCAUAUGGUGACACCAACUUCCGCUAUUCGAAAUUCAAUCCUGAAACUCGAUGCUACGACAUUCUAAUCAAGGCAGGGAAUAGCUUUAACGGCAUAAUCUCUGUUGGGGAGAGCCCCGAUGGCACGUCCCUCUCGAGCAAAUCUACCCGUAAUUUUGGUGAUGAGCUCAGUCAUACUUUUUGCGCUGAACAUCUCUACAUCACUUUGAAGUUUUCGAAUUUUUUGUGGACAGCUCAUCGUCAUCAAUAG